AUGGGAUCAUCCGUGGCGAAGGCACUCAAGGACGAUUCGGACAGCGACGAAGAUGAUCGCGUAGGGGAUAACGUGCUGGAGGACAUAAACGACAAGCUGGCGCACACGACUGAGAGCUUGGCGGAGGCGAUGGAGCGCAGACGCAAGGAGCAGGUAAUCACUGAUACGCGAAGGGCAGGCGAACGCAUGCGCAAGAAGUACCAUCUCGACCACAAGCAGGACACGCGCGACGAUGACUCUGAAGACAGAGACAGAAAGGCAAAGAAGAACAAGAAGGUGAAGACGCACUCUGGAUCCACAAAAUCGACAUCACACCACGAUAAUCCGAGCCCCAAGAAGAAAUCGGAGGAGCUGCCGGCCACGGUGUUGCUGGGGUCGUCCAUCUCCUCGUCCCUGUCCACCAACGACGUGGUCAUCCACGACAAGCUCUCCAACUCCGGUGGGCCGCAGAGCCCCACCAAGGCCGGGAUCAUCCCUGUGCAGCCGGGUAAGUUGUCCGCGUUCAUCUCCAGCCAAGCUACAGCCGAGCUAUCCAAAGGCCAGACGAAAUCGUCGCCCAAGACCGAGGAACCCCGGCCCUCCCGGCGUUCCGUUCUCGACAAGAAGAAGACAAAGACGCUGCCUUCGCUCGAUCAGGCCAUGCUCCAGUCACAGAUCAACGACCCGUACGGCAUGGGCGUGUCGACCUAUUUCCGCACGAUGAACAAUCUCCUGCACGCCCUGGAGCUCAAGGACGACGCCAUCCACCAAGUCGAGGACCUGAUCACCAAGCACCGAUACAUUCCCUCGCUGGAGGAGAAGAAGCUGAUGCAGCCCAUUCCGCUCCAAGCCCAGAACAGGCUCAUCUAUGUCGAGCUUCAGAAGCGAAAUGUGUAUGUGGACCUGCACGGCCUCUUGUCCACGCCGCUCAACCACAUCGCCGGCUACGAGACCCUCAUCAUGUCGCUGGUGGAUAGCACGCCCGUGGGACACAAGGACCAUCGUUCGCUGUCGCACUGCUUCUCCAUCAUUUCGGGCACGUCGCGGUACAUUCGGGACUGCAUCGCCUCGGCCGACAACAUCCGCAACAUGCAGGCCAUCCAAGACAAGCUCCUCAAGGAAAAGGACAAGCCGCAGCUGCUGAUUGCGAGCGACCACCAGCGCCGGGUGGUGAAGGACGGCCCGUGCAUCAUCAUCAGCCAGCCCGCCGAGAAGGAGAAAAAGAAGAAGGACAAGGAGCGCAAGGGUUACUUGUUUGCGUUCAACGACAUUCUGUUGGUGACGCGGUCGGCCAAGGGCGGCUACAAGGUGAUCGACCGGCUCGACAUGGACCAGACCAAGCUCGAGGAGCUGGCCGACUCGUCGGACAGCUUCCCCAUCGCCCUCACCCAGAACAACCGCAGAUACGUCUUCGCCAUUCCCACUCUCAUCGAAAAGGUGGUGUGGGUGACGGAGCUGAAGCGCACGAUCGGUUACUACGAGAAGACCAAGAUUUUCGGCGCCCCGCUGUCCCGGUUGUGCGACACGAAGUCGGGCGUGCCGGCCAUCGUCGAGCGCCUUGCGGCCCACCUCGAAGCCGCCAAAGCCUACGAGAUAGUGGGCAUCUUCAGGAUUUCGGGGAACAUUUCCAACAUCAACUUCCUGCGCGACACCAUCGACCGAGCCGGCAUCGGCAAGGAGGACGACGUCAACCUCGCCAUGAGCAACGUGCACGACGUCUCCAGCGUCUUCAAACUCUUCUUCAGGGAGAUGCCGGAGCCGCUGCUGACGUACGGGCUGUACGACCCGGUGCUGCGUCUGAUGGCGAGCCACACGCCCGAGGCGACGGAGAAGACGCUGGCCGAGAUGGCCAAGCUGCUCAAGGGCCUCCCCAAGUGCAACCUGCAGCUGCUCUUCUGGCUGCUGCGGUACCUCAACAAGUACCUCCAGUACUCCGAGCAGAGCAAGAUGACCAGCUCCAACAUCUCCAUCGUCUUCUCGCCCAAUCUCUGUCGGCCGAAGCAGGAGACGAUCGAGUACUCGCUGCAGCUGGAGAAGGUCAACAACGCGUUCGAGCUGAUGAUCAACCAACACCAGCAGCUCGCCGCUAUCGUCAACCCCUGA
Messenger RNA from Acanthamoeba castellanii str. Neff, 2082 nucleotides. Its product is annotated as RhoGAP domain containing protein. The record is from RefSeq and is a predicted model, not a curated record. Gene Ontology annotation, biological process: regulation of GTPase activity; signal transduction. The coding region runs from base 1 to 2082 and encodes 693 amino acids. The transcript has 16 exons. Gene Ontology annotation, cellular component: cytoplasm. NCBI's taxonomy places the organism in Eukaryota, Discosea, Longamoebia, Acanthamoebidae.